AUGGAGGAGAAUUUUUCCUGCCAAAUCAAGAAGAUGGCGCUGGCCUUGGGAACGUCUCUGACGGACAAGGAUAUUGACCUGCUGCCCUCGGAGAUGAGACAUCACGCUGCCUUCAACUACAGCAAGUUCUUCGAGUACAUGCGGAAGUUCCAGACACCGAGCGAGCAGCAGGAGCAGUUGCGCAAAGCUUUCCAGCUCCUGGACAAGGACAACAGCGGCUUCAUCGAGUGGAACGAGAUCAAGUACAUCCUGUCCACCGUGCCCAGCACCAUGCCUGCGACGCCCUUGUCAGACGAGGAGGCUGAAGCUAUAAUCCAAGCGGCUGAUGCAGAUGGGGAUGGGAGGAUUGAUUUCCAAGAGUUCUCCGACCUGGUCACAAAGGAGAAGAUCCCCAAGAAGAAGUAAGGCAGGAGGCAGAGGAGAAGGAGCGCCCCACUUCCUGGCACCAGGCUGCCUGCUUUGGGGGCAGCCCCCCGCGGAGGCCACCGCCGGCCACCCAUGCAACACUGUGCUUGUCCUGUGUGUUCUGUCGCCUAGACCCCAGUUUGGAGGGGAAGGGGCUGCCACACCUGGCCUGGCGGGAAGGGGAGAACAGGGGUGGGUACCCAGCUGCAUACCAGGCCCAGAGCGGUAGGAGGCAGUUCUGGGCCAGGGCAGGAGAGAGGGAGGGCUUGAGAAAUAACAACCGCCCCACUGCAGCUUAACCUCCCCAGCACACGACCAGCAGCAGGGGCAUUCGAGAUGGUGCCGCUCUCCCUCCGGCCUCCCACCCCGGCAGAGCGUCAGGGCCAGCCAGACCGGGACUGGAGCAGAAAGACUGAAGAAAAACCAGACCCAACCUGGCUCCGAGCCUUGGGCCUCCUGCAUCCAUUCCCUUCCCCCGGCUCCUCCCCUCCCGCUCAGACUGGGCCCAGCUCAGCACCGUCCCGAGAGCCCUGCCUGUGC
Trachemys scripta elegans is the source of this 945-nucleotide messenger RNA. RefSeq names its product parvalbumin like EF-hand containing (gene PVALEF). The transcript is spliced from 4 exons. The record is from RefSeq and is a predicted model, not a curated record. Gene Ontology annotation, cellular component: cytoplasm; nucleus. The coding region runs from base 1 to 405 and encodes 134 amino acids. Gene Ontology annotation, molecular function: calcium ion binding. Lineage: Eukaryota; Metazoa; Chordata; Testudines; Emydidae.